This is a messenger RNA of Seminavis robusta, 4338 nucleotides long. Lineage: Eukaryota; Bacillariophyta; Bacillariophyceae; Naviculales; Naviculaceae. The record is from the annotation of a GenBank genome assembly.
GUUGUUGGGUGGUGGCAGGAUCUUUCAUUAUUUUUGUGUAGCGUCAUCGCCGAUCUGUUCGACUACAUGUAAUAGCACUGCUCUGUUCUGGUUGUUUUCUUGUGUGACCAAUUACAAUUAGAUAAGUCCACUCCACUCCAUGUACAAGCAAUUGCAACAAUAGAAGUGAGGUCAGGUCAGGUCAAGUCUAUCAUACAGGCUAGCUAUCAUAGGAAUUGACUUGUGAUUGUAUCCCUGUGGUCUUCUAUAAUUCUAAACGGUGCCUAAGGAAAGAAGCAUCGCCACGAUCACUUUUUUCGCACAAAGUACGAUACGCAAUCGACCUCGAUAGUUCAAGCUUGUGUUCAGUACGGACGGCAUCACCAUGAGCGACAGCAACGGCGUCAUUUUUCCAGAAGACGUCCCAGACGAUGACGUUGAUCCCGUUGCGCCUGAAGCUGCUCAAGAUUCAGAGGAAGACGAAGAAUUGGCUCCAGUCAAGUUUCCGGAAGACAUUAACGACGACGAAGAAGAAAACGACGACGAGCAAUGGGACGACGAAGAUCAGGAAAACGGCGGCGGUGACGACGAGGAAGAUUGGCAAGAUGCAGAAGAAGGCGGAGAGCAAGAUCAGGACGAAGAUUGGCAAGAUUCAGGAGAUGAUCCGCCAGAGUCUGAUGAUCUAGCAGCAGAACAAGCUCAGAACAAUGACAAUGACAACGACGAGGACAACGGCGAGGACGAGGACAACGACGAAGACUGGAACGAUGAUUCUGCAGCCAAUCAGGACGAGCAAGAUUGGAAUGACGAGCAAGAAGAGACUCAAGAUCAGGAACCAGAAAACCAAGAUGAAAGCUGGAAUGACGAGGAUGACCAACAGCAAGCUCAGGACGCAGAUGAAGCUCAGGUGGAGCAAGAUGAAAGCUGGAAUGAUGAACAGGAACCAGAACAAUCCAAUGAAGAUCAGGAUGAAGAUCAGGAUCAGGAUGAAUCGGAAGAUCAGGAAGAAGAAUCUCCCACCAACGACCCGUCAGAACAACCUGAAGAAGACCCAUCUGUAUUUGGACAUAUCGUUAACAAUUUCGUAUCGGAUCAAGAAGACGAAGACGACAAUUCAUCCGACAGCCCUGAAGGGGGGGAAGAAGAACACGACGACAAUACCGGUAGCGAACAGGAGGAUAGAGCGGCUGCUUCAUUGCCCGUAGAAGAUGUUCAUGUCGAGGACGAAGCAGAAAUUGAUGCCACAUCUGAACAUUCUCAAGAACCAGACGAUAAUUCUCGAGAUGAUUCAAAAGAAGACGAUUUCGUAGAAAAUGAACCAGAGGAUACCUUUCAAGACGAGGACGCACUCGAGGGGGAAGAAGAAGAUUUCCAGGACGAAGAAGAUGAAGAUAAUGGUGACAAUGGCAACAAAGCUGCCGCUGUGGGAGCCGCAGCAGCUGUUGGAACUGCGGCCGCUGUGGCUGCUGCCAAGGAGGGCGACGAUGACAGUGAUGAUGAUGACAAACAAGAGGAAGAAUUGGAAGGCGCCGAAGACAAACCCUUGCUGGGAGAAGACGGUGAAAAUAGUGUAGAAGAUCCGCUCGCAGACCCCGAACAACCAGGAGAAGACGAGGAGGAUAUUGAAAAAGAGCAAGAGGAAGCGGAACAAGAGGAGGAGAAAAAGGGAGGUUUCUGUGGCUUUUGCAGAAAUUGUUGUUUGGGCUGCAGUACGGCCAUCUUGGCACUGGGGACAGUCGGAAUUGCUCUCGCAUGCUGCCUCCUUUGUGCCGCCAUUAUUCUCCCGAUUCUGCUCAUUGUAUGGCUCGUCGGGGGCUUUAGUAGUGGCGACGACAGCGCAGAUGUACCCUCGCCCGCACCCACCGCAAACAAAGAUAUCCCAUCGACGGAAUAUAUUUUGCCACUUCCCGAGGAAACCAUUGCUGCCAUUGAGGCCGAUCCAAAUUCUCCACAGGCACAGGCGUAUGAUUGGCUCAAGGAAGAUCCAGCAGUUGACGAUUACUCCGAUGAACGAAAGAUGCAACGAUUCGCAUUGGCAAGCAUGUUCAAUGCACUGCAAGGAGAUGAAUGGAGCAAUAACGAAAAUUGGUUGUCUACAGACCCAGAAGUAUCGGAGUGUCAGUGGUGGUUCAACACCACAGCAUUUGCCAAACGUAACAACCUCACUGCCGACGAAUGGAAUGUUUGCCAGUCGGUCGAACUGGAAGAGACAUCAGAAGGAGAACAAGCUACAGCAACCCAACGGAGCAGCAAUAUCUUUGAUCAUCAAAACCAGGGCAAGAUUCCAAUCCAAAGAGGUCUCCGUUCCUCCCAAGGGAAUGCACAAGGACAAAGACAACAGCUAAAAUCAUCCAGAUCUCUGCUACGCCGACAAUUGCAAAAAGCUGACGUAUCCUCCAAUCCACAAAUUCAACACUUUCUCCUUUCGGAAAACGGCAUGAAUGGCAGUAUCCCCCCAGAGCUUGCCUUCUUGUCAAGGCUCGUCGUCAUUGACAUGUCCAAAAACGAUCUUUCGAAAGGAGUCAUCCCCAGUCAAGUUGGGACUUUGGGAAGUACCCUAAAAGAACUGUACUUGCAGGAGACCAAAUUGGAGGGAUCCAUUCCAACCGAGGUUGGAGAUCUCACAACGCUAGAGUUCCUUGUGGCGCACACGGAUUCCUUGUCUGGAUCGAUCGUUUCGGAAAUUGGAUUGAUGCAAAACCUAAAAUUUUUGGAGCUGUCCAAGAACCAACUUACUGGGAGCAUCCCAAGUGAGAUCGGAUUGCUGACCAAUCUUGAAUCACUGUCCUUGGCUGAAAACCGAUUGAGUGGCACGAUUCCCGUGGAGAUUGCAGAUUUGAUUGUGAACCAUUCCCUGAAGGAAAUUGCCAUCUACUUGAAUGACUUCACAGGCUUCAUUCCAAGCGAACUGUGUGCGGUGCUCGGUAUUCCUUGUAGAACGAGUAGACAAAAGUUAUGUGGUUGCGACUGCGUGUGUACAGAUCCUCCAAGCCCCACGGCUACUCCGAGCGGAAACAUCACAGCAAAUGUCACCAGGCCGCCAACUUUGGAAGGAGGAGGAGAUGUAGUGGAUGGAAACGCCACUGGUUUCCCUCAGCCACCAUUCAAGCCAGGCUCUCCGACGGCGGCUCCGGCUGGUGUACCCUCAGAACCCACAGCAGUGCCCCAACCAUCAGCACCACAACCCACUGCAACACCCGGAGAUGGUGAUACACUUGCUCCGUCUGCAGGAACCACUCCUGGGGUUCCCUCGGCUGGAGGCACUCCCGAACCAGCAACACAAUCACCUUCCCUCGGACCGGGCGUUGGCACUCAAAUUCCCCGGCCCACCGUAGUCCCUAAUAGCACUUUAGCUCCCACAGUUUUGGGACUUGGAACUCAGAAUCCUCGGCCCACAGGCCCUGGCGAGACAUUUGCUCCGACGAUCCCAGGAGCGACGUUACCACCUGGAACCACCUUCCCACCUGGGACUACACUCCCUCCUGGGGCAACCGCAUCUCCCGGCGCCUCUCUGAUGCCGACGGUUCCAGGAGCGACGUUCCUUCCGGGGACAACUGCGCCUCCUGCGUCGGGAGCAACAUCAUCUCCAGACGCAACAAUGAGUCCCACUCUUUUAGGUGGAUUGUCAAAUGCAACAGGGUCUCCAGGAUUUUCAAAUGCAACUGGAGCCCCUGGAUCCACCGCUUCCCCCGGGUCCACAAAUGCAACUGGAGCUCCCGGGGCGACUUCCUCCCCAGGAACAACAGAUGCCCCAGGGACAACAGGUGCCCCAGGCGCUACACCGUCACCUGGAUCCACUUUGGCUCCAACGACAGCGGGCAUGACUCUGAGUCCAACACUCAGCGUUGGGAAUGAAACAGUGCUGGGGCUCCCCGGAAACGGAAGUGGGACCAUGGGCCCCACCGAUUUCUUGGGAACAGACCCUCCUGGAUCAACCGGAGUUCCAACUGGAAUGGGCGAAACAGUGACAAUGAGCCCAACGGUUGCUGGCGCCGGAAACGAAACCGUAAUGAGUUUACCAGCCGACAACGCUACAGGGGGUAUCAUUCCACCUGUGAGUCAGAAUGCCACGCAAGGCACUGAUGGCGGAGCGAAUGCAACAAAUGCCACGGUGAUAUAGAUAGAAUCACAUGGUUGAUCUAGAGCACUGAAGCUAUGAAGACAAAACUUGAGCUCCCGGGCGCCCUGGUGCGAGAAAAAGUCGUGGGCAACAAUCAUUGAAAGGCUGCCUUUGUUCAUCAGGGCUGUGAGCCUUUCGUAAAAGUGAUAGACCCUCGUGAUAGACUUAGAUAUAGUGCUUCCGCACCCUACGAAGUAGUUUUCAGCAGCGAGGCAGUUAUGGCCCGACUUCACAUGUGU